AUGUCGUCCCCCCGACCCUCCUCGCCCGCCAACGCUGGCGCUGCCAGCGGCGCCAGCAUCGGUCGCCCUUCAUCGCCCACCCCCCCCGGCGGUCCCCGAACGGCCAUCCGCCGCCGUGCCGCCGCCGAUCAGAAGGAGAAGAUUGCCAAUGCGCGCCCGACGAGCACCAGGUCUGCCGGUGCCGGUGGCUCGACAAGCACAAUGUUGAAGCUGUACACCGAUGAGAGCGCAGGGUUAAAGGUUGAUCCCGUCGUCGUGCUGGUUCUGUCUCUGGUCUUCAUCUUCAGCGUCGUCGCUCUUCACAUCAUUGCCAAGAUCACGCGCAAAUUCUCGAGCUAA
This is a messenger RNA of Emericellopsis atlantica, 339 nucleotides long. Its product is annotated as Sec61beta family-domain-containing protein. The record is from RefSeq and is a predicted model, not a curated record. Gene Ontology annotation, biological process: intracellular protein transport. Gene Ontology annotation, cellular component: Sec61 translocon complex. The coding region runs from base 1 to 339 and encodes 112 amino acids. The transcript has 4 exons. Lineage: Eukaryota; Fungi; Ascomycota; Sordariomycetes; Hypocreales; Bionectriaceae.